Zingiber officinale is the source of this 1371-nucleotide messenger RNA. RefSeq lists its product as uncharacterized. The transcript has 2 exons. NCBI's taxonomy places the organism in Eukaryota, Viridiplantae, Streptophyta, Magnoliopsida, Zingiberales, Zingiberaceae. The coding region runs from base 363 to 1100 and encodes 245 amino acids. The record is from RefSeq and is a predicted model, not a curated record.
CGUUACCUUCCUCUCUCUCUCUCUGUUUAAUUUUUGGCUGCUUCCAGUUCCAAAGCGACCCCAGUCUCCUUCCCUCUUCCCUCCUCUCUCUCUCUCUCUCUCCCGCGAAAUCUCCACUCCAAUCUCCCUCCAUCCCCGCCGGCGAUCUCGCUUGCUGCCGUUAGUUCCUCGCUCGCUCUCGACUCCCCGCUUCGACUGACGCAGCCUGUUUACCUUUUUUUCUUCACUGUUAGAAGGAGUUCUCGAGGGGCAUCGAGGAUAUGAUUAGGGUGUUCUCGAUGUGAAAGCACGAGAUCUGGUAUCGAGGCGAUCUCUGUUGUUGCCCUAGCGCUCAAAGAAAGGCAUUCCUUGCUGUUCUUGUUAUGCUGAUGGAUUCUGAAGCACUCAAAGAUUUCUCCUUUGACAAAAUUGGAGCUUCUGAAUCGGAUGAAAUGGAGAUCAUUGAGAUGGGGUCUUUAAUUAAGUUGGAAGAAGUGGCAAGUGGUGGGCAAGAAGUUUGCCGCCGUGCUCCCUCGAUCGGGUGUAAUUACUAUCCUGAAGGUUGUGAUGGUGCAUUCAUUGAACUCAUUGAUGGAAUGGAAGUUUGUCCUGCAACCCCGUCUCCUGAUAGUGAGAGUUUGGAUCUUUCAUUCUCUUCUGAUCAAUCUGAGGAACGUGAGGCCGUUUCCAUUGCCCAAACCCCAUUACAAAACACCUUCGAUCCAUUUGCUCCUGCCAAAGAAGAUCUAGCUGUUGCCCCCAUGAAGAAAACUCUGAAGAGAAUUCAAAUUCCUCACCUGCGGAAGCUGAAAUUUUAUGAAUUUCUUGAUUCCACUCGUAUAGAAUGCCAUGUUCCUGAAGAUGGUCACCUUUCAGAAUUACUUUCUCAAUCGUUCUUCGAACUAAUUGUUUCGUGCCAGUUGCAGGAGAUAUCUGCAAACAAUCUGUUGGAUCAUGAGCAACAUUCCAAAUAUCCCAAUACGCCACUGUCAUUACCUUUACUAACAGGUGUUGCAGAGACAUGCCCACCUGCUCCUAAGAGAGAACCGGCAAGAUCAACAAAAUUAGAUCCCGGAAUAUGCCGACAGCUUGACUUCCCCGACGACGAUAUGGCUGGAUGACAGAACUCUGUUUUUAUGUUUUCUAACAUAUAAUAUCACAAACUUAUUUAAUAGUUAAUGUUCCUAGCUACAUAGAAAUAACCUGUGUUCUAUCCUGAUUAGACUCAUGCAGGGACUAAUUGCUUCAAUUGCAGUUUGUAAAUUUUGGAUUGCUCAUGCUUGCUGAUUUGAGCUGUAGUGUCAAUGAUAUUGAUGACACUAGGAAAGUUAUUAACUUCAUGUAAGUUGGAUAAGUACAUGACUUGAAUGUGCCAUCACUGUGUUUUCUUCU